ACGUUCUCUCCUCCAAGCAGAAAUAUAUCAAGCCGAUUCCUUCUUCCCACCGUAGUUCGAUCUCUUCGACCGGACCAUGUACAGAACGGCCGCGAAGCGUCUCUUGUCAGUUGCAACCUUGCGUAACUCUAGCAAUGGACGACUUCGAUGCCCGUAUGCCGAGACUUUGAUUGGAGGCGUUUCUCGCUUUUCCACUUCUACGAAUCCUCAGUCAUUCUAUAAUCAAAGCCAUAAUGAAGAUCAAAUCCCCUUUCCGCCCGUGGAUAACCCUAAUGACGCAGAUUCUACAACAUCUUCGUCAACUUCAUCGUCGGCAUCAUCGACGGCCGAGGGAGCGGGAGCUCGUCGCUACCAGAGGCAGAGACCGAGAGUCGAGUACCAGGAUGAGCAAGCACGCGUGCUUCAAGCUUCCCUCCCUCACGUGAUAGUAUUGGGAUGGACUCAAGAGGCCAUGAUUUCUGGCUCGAGAGAUAUUGGUGUGUCACCUGCUAUUGUUGGCACUUUUCCAAGGAAAGAAGCUGCUCUAGUUGAGUUUUUCAUGGAUGACUGCUUGCAAAGGCUUAUCGAUAGAAUUGACUCAGGAGAGGAUCUACGGAGUUUGAUGCCUAGUCAGCGCAUCUCCAAGCUUGUGAGGAUCCGUUUGGAAAUGCAAACACCUUACAUAUCGAAGUGGCCGCAAGCCCUUAGCAUUCAAGCACAGCCACCAAACAUUCCAACAAGUUUUAAGCAGCGUGCAAUGUUGCUGGAUGAGAUAUGGCAUGCUGUUGGUGAUGAGGCCUCUGACAUGGAUUGGUAUGUGAAGCGCACUGUACUUGGAGGAAUAUACUCGAUCACUGAGAUCUACAUGCUCACAGAUAUUUCCCCAGAUUUUCGUGAUACAUGGGCAUUCUUGGACGAUCGAGUGAAAGAUGCUUUUGAUCUGAAAAAGACUAUCCAAGAGGCCAAGUAUCUGGCAGAAACUGUGGGUGCAGGAAUGGGAAGCUCUUUGCGCGGAUUUGUGAAUCGAGUUUUUAACAGAUGAGAAUUGCUGGACAGAUGGUUCAAAAUAUGUUGGCAGUGGCAUUCAUCCGCUGUUUACAUACUGGGCGUCCAUUAAUAAGGAAUUAUCUACCCUUUCUUUCUUCUUACACAAUUGAUGCAAUCAAAAUGUAAUUAGAAUUCCCGUCCAAAUCUCCACCAACUUAUACUUAUAGUUUGUCAUUAGGUCUUUUACAUUUUGAUUGUGCUCUUGAAUAAAAUUUAGUAUCUAGUAUAUACAUGAGUAGAUACGGUUUGAUUGA
Messenger RNA from Tripterygium wilfordii, 1280 nucleotides. RefSeq names its product ubiquinone biosynthesis protein COQ9-B, mitochondrial-like. NCBI's taxonomy places the organism in Eukaryota, Viridiplantae, Streptophyta, Magnoliopsida, Celastrales, Celastraceae. Gene Ontology annotation, molecular function: lipid binding. The transcript is spliced from 6 exons. Bases 77 to 1021 code for a protein of 314 amino acids. Gene Ontology annotation, biological process: ubiquinone biosynthetic process. The record is from RefSeq and is a predicted model, not a curated record. Gene Ontology annotation, cellular component: mitochondrial inner membrane.